Molecule: messenger RNA, 1059 nt
Organism: Caenorhabditis bovis
Lineage: Eukaryota; Metazoa; Nematoda; Chromadorea; Rhabditida; Rhabditidae
Source: the annotation of a GenBank genome assembly
AUGGGACAUUGCACGAGUAAAGACCAAAAAGAGGGCAAACGGCUGAAUCGGCGCAUCGACGAGCAAAUCAAAAAGGAUCAAUCGAUGAGCCUCAGGAUCAUCAAGCUUCUCCUAUUAGGCGCCGGCGAGAGCGGAAAAAGCACAAUUCUGAAGCAGAUGCGAAUAUUGCACAAAGAUGGAUUCUCGCAGCAAGACCUCGAAAUGAUACGACCGGUGGUGUACUCGAACUGCAUUCACAGUAUGCUCUCGAUUCUCCGAGCGAUGUUCCAUUUGCAAAUCGAAUAUGGCGAACAAGAGCGAGUGAGAGAUUCGCAAUUGGUCUUCGCCACUGUGCACGCCAACAAGGAAGAGCUCACCGAAGAGCUCGCAGCCGCCAUGCAGCGACUCUGGCACGAUUCGGGCGUUCGCGAAUGCUAUCGAAGGUCCAACGAGUACCAAAUUGACGAUUCGGCGAAAUAUUUUCUCGACAAUUUGCCGCGACUAUCAGCGCCCAACUAUGUGCCAAGCGAGCAGGACCUUCUGCGAACACGUAUCAAAACCACCGGAAUCACCGAAGUGCUCUUCGAGCUCAAAGGCCUGACAUUUCGGGUCAUCGACGUUGGCGGUCAGCGGUCGGAGCGCAAAAAAUGGAUUCACUGUUUCGACAAUGUCAACGCCAUCAUUUUCAUCUCAUCGCUUUCCGAAUAUGAUCAGACGUUGCGGGAAGACAAUUGCACGAAUCGAAUGCAAGAAUCGCUCAAAUUGUUCGAUUCGAUAUGCAACAGCCCCUGGUUCGCCGACAUUCAUUUCAUACUAUUUUUGAAUAAAAAAGACCUUUUUGCUGAAAAAAUCGUGCGAUCGCCGUUGACAAUUUGUUUUCCCGAGUAUAAAGGCCAACAGAAUCAAACCGAGUGCAUUAAUUACAUUCAAUGGAAAUUCGAGCAAUUAAAUCGCUCAUCUCAACGCGAAAUCUACUGCCACCACACGUGCGCCACCGACACCAAUAAUGUGCAAUUCGUGCUCGACGCGUGCCUCGACAUGAUCAUCGCCAAAAAUCUCAAAUCAAUGGGUCUCUGCUAG